AAUUCAUGCCUUACGAGUCAAUUUCACGCAAUGUUUCCUGGGCGACAGAUUGCCCGAAAAAAAGAGCCGAGGCAAAGAUCGCGGAGAGAGUGAAAUGUUUGGAAACAGAGCGAUCGAAGGCUUGUGCUGAGAGGCGGCGGGGAGGAAAGAGAAGAAAGUUUCUAGUUGUUGGCGAGAGGCUGAGAAUGAGCGAAGGCAGCGGCAGAGGCAGCAGCGGCGAGCACUGAGCAGAGCCCCUGGGGCAGCGAGAGCUGGAGCCGGAGACACACAGCGAGAGAGAGAGAGAGAGAGAGAGAGAGAGAGAGAGAGAGAGAGAGAGAGAGACAGAGCGAGAGAGAGGCGCUGCGAAUGAAUGGAGGCGCAGUGAUCGCGGCGUGAGCACGGGAUAUAAACAGUGCGGGGAGCAGCCUGAGCGCCUCUGACAGCCCCUUCUGCUGACAAGAAACAAGGUGUGCUCACACCCGCAGAUUAUGGCGGUGAAAACGCCUGCACAGGGCACCGGAGUCUUGCUGAUAACAGCCAAUGUUGGAUCCCUGUUUGAAGAUCCUGAAAACCUACAGAAGAAUUGGCUUCGGGAAUUUUAUCAGACCGUGCACACACACAAGCCUCACUUUAUUGCAUUGCAUUGCCAAGAAGUUGGAGGAAAGAAUUAUGAAGCCUCAAUGUCCCACGUUGAUAAAUUUGUGAAAGAACUGCUAUCGAGUGAUGAAAUGAAAGAGUAUAACAGAGCACGAGUAUACUUGGAUGAAAAUUAUAAAUCAGCUGAACAUUUUACGGCUUUAGGAAAUCUUUACUUUCUUCAUGAGUCUUUGAAAAGUACCUAUCAAUUUGAUUUUAAAGCUAAAAAGUACAAAAAAGUAACGGGUAAAGAAAUAUACUCAGAAACAUUAGAAAGCACACCAAUGCUCGAAAAGGAAAAGUUUCCACAAGAUUACUUCCCUGAGUGUAAAUGGUCCAGAAAAGGCUUUAUCAGAACACGAUGGAGUGUCACUGAUUGUGCCUUUGACUUGGUGAACAUUCAUCUUUUCCACGAUGCUUCCAAUUUAAUUGCUUGGGAAACAAGCCCAUCUGUCUACUCAGGAACCCGACAGAAAGCUCUCACUUAUGUGCUAGAUAGGAUCACCGACCAACGAUAUGAGAAGGUGCCACAUUUCCUGUUUGGUGAUUUUAACUUCAGAUUGGAUUGUAAAGGUGUUAUAGAGGCGCUGUGUGCAACAGCAACAAUGCAAACUAUUCGGGCUGCAGACACCAAUCAAAUAAACAAGCUAAUUUUCCGUGAAUCAAUGAAUGAUCGGAAGGUGGUGCUUCAACUAGAAAAGAAGCUUUUUGAUUAUUUUAACCAAGAUGUAUUUCGGCAAAACAAUGGUGUUGAGCUUUUAGAAUUUGACAGAGAGCUGUCUGUAUUUAAAGACAAGUUGAGUGAACAAGAGAUUGCAUUUCCACCCAGCUAUCCAUACAGUGAAGACUCAACUCAGGGAAAGCAGUACAUGAAUACAAGAUGUCCCUCAUGGUGCGAUCGGAUUCUUUUGUCACAUUUGGCACGGGAUCUUAUUCAUAAGGCUGAAAACGAUGAGAAGUCAGUUAUCUAUGACAACAUUGGACCAAAUGUUUGCAUGGGGGACCACAAGCCUGUCUUCCUGUUCUUUCGAAUAGCUGCUGGGGCAGGUAAACCUAAUAGAAAUAUGCGCAACUGUUGUGUGGUGCAGUGAUGUGGUGGUAAAAAGUAUCAACGAAAUGAGAAAAUCUUUCGCGAAACUGCCCUCUAGUCCGUUUGCACCAAAUUAUUGAAAGUGGACCAGCAGGGAUAUCAGAACACUCACAGACAUCUUUGUAAAUCCAACCUAUGUUGAUGCUGUAUUUCCUCGGCCCUCACCUCAGACUGUUCAUCAUCCAUUCUGCUUUGACGCCUGAAGUCUGUUCAAGAUGGCCACACAUACCUCACCAUUUCGUACAUUCCUGUGACACUUGAAUUAAAUGUGGGACAAUUUUAAAAUGUGUCACAGAUUUGUUGCCAAACGCUAACAGUAGAAUUUACUACACCUUUUAAAUAUCUCACAUUUAUAAUAUUUAGCAGAAAACAUUGUCUGUCUUUUAACAAAAGAAGCUGUUUCCUUAUGUAAAAAUGUAUGAAGUGCAAUGCGAAAAUUGUAUAUCAAUACUGUACUAGAGAGGGUUUUUUGUACAUUCGAUUGUAUAGGUAGUGGAUUUCCUUUCAGUCAUGGUUUUAUUGAGAUUUCUCUCACCAUUUUAUGUCUGUGUUAGGCUAGUUAGGUAUUUUUGUUUUGGUGAAUUCCUAUACUACGUAUCGCCACAUUAUCUUGUUUUGAAUCACAUUUUAGCUGCUCUUCGGUUUUAUAUCCACUUUUAAAGAAAAAACUAAUUUAUAAUAUCCUUCCAACUGCCCUAUGCGAAAUUCUUUUUGUAAACAUUGGCUGCUUGUCAUCUGACAUAUCACCUAUUUGUUAUUAUCAAUAGUAAAUUCAAUAUAUAAAUCUGUAAGUUCUUGACCAAACUAUGCUUUAGAUAACUUAGAUUGUGCCAUUGUUGAUAAAGUAAUCAGAUUUAUUAUAACCACCAUACAUAAAUAGCAGCCUGUCCGCGUUAAGUCUUUCAGUUGUAACUUAUUCCUAAUAAUGCCAAGUUUUCAGAAUGUGAAAUUUAAUAGGAUGGGAACCAUGAGAUUUUUUUGUAAACUAUUUCUGUCUAUUUUUGUUACUGCAUAUGGUGCCAAGUAUCUAUGGACAGAGUUUAGUGGGAAUCCUUUCUUCAGCUUUAUCUUGCUACAUGUGCUUCAAUGGUUUGUAUAUAAACCCCUGAAACCCAAGGUUGCAAAUUUCGUAUUCUACCGCCUAUAUUUAAUCUCCAGCGCUAAUAUUGCCAACUUUACACGCUGCCUUCUUUACGGCAUUUAAAAGAUGAUUAGGUCCGAAGAUUGGAAACACAGCCAAUGGCGAAACGUUUCUCCUAUCGAUUUAAUUUAGUACACUACAAAGUUCACAGCUACUUGAUGGCAGUGGAUUGAUGCGUGUUUUCGUAUAAAUCACUACGAUUGGAAAUGAUUUUGUGUCUACCGGCAGAAUUUAUGCGCCCGUGACCGUGAGAUCAUUCUCGUUUGUAGACAAAGUGUAAACAAAAAUACAGUGCAGACUAGCUGUACCAAUGUGCCCAUGUAUCGAUAGCCACUCACUGUAAACUAUUUUAUUAAAUCAGAGUUUCAACUUAUGUGACGUUUAUGGGCUAUAGAAAUAAAUUUCUUUCUUUCUCAAACAAUUAAA
Messenger RNA from Mobula hypostoma (lesser devil ray), 3275 nucleotides. RefSeq names its product inositol polyphosphate-5-phosphatase A (gene inpp5a). The coding region runs from base 471 to 1709 and encodes 412 amino acids. Gene Ontology annotation, molecular function: inositol-polyphosphate 5-phosphatase activity. NCBI's taxonomy places the organism in Eukaryota, Metazoa, Chordata, Chondrichthyes, Myliobatiformes, Myliobatidae. The transcript is spliced from 16 exons. The record is from RefSeq and is a predicted model, not a curated record. Gene Ontology annotation, biological process: phosphatidylinositol dephosphorylation.